AUGAUGAACGACGCGCGAGCGACGACCGAGUCGCGACGGCGACGAGACACCUUUGGCAGCGACGCCGGCGAUUUGGUCCCUGCCGCCUCGGAGAUCUCCAUGAGCGUCGUCACCGACGAUACUCGACUUUUCCGAGUCCGUUUUGCUUUUCCGUUUGAGAAUAAACUUAAAUCAUCAAGAGACUAACAUUUUUUUAACGAAAAAAAAAAGUUUUUUUUUAUAGAACAGCAAAAGAAAAGUUACCGUGCUUCUCCCAAAAGAAAUGUUUUUCUGAUCUUUGUAAAUUUAGAAAGCUCAUCUGUAACAAAUUAUUAUAGCCUUGGAAAUAUUUUUCCAUUUGUUUAAACUCGCAUGUUUCAGAAAAAAUAUGGUUAUCUAAGGAUAUCUAUCCGAUUUUUUUCCUUUUACGAAAUACUUCUUGUUGCCUCUUUUUCAAAAAUUAUUAUUUUUGGAAAACUUAAUAUUUUGUGAAAUCUGCGAGCCCUGGUGACCACGUGAUUUGAACGAACAAGUGCUAGCCUCGUGAUUCUUCCACCUUCUCCUUUUUUUCUAAUUUUUGUUCGGAAUCAUAAACUUAUUCAAAAUAUGAUAUCAAUCGUUCACUGUGACAGUUCACUUUCUUUCGGCAGUAUUUUGAAGUUUUAUGGCAACAGGGCGGUUUGCAAAGUUGGGUGAUUUUCGCCUCUGCUCGUGUCCCUCACUCACAAAUAUUUGCAAGUGUCGAGUUUUGUGAAAAAAGAGUGAAGCCGAAGUGACUCACGGUUAUUUUUUGUGACUUUAAUGACGAUUUUUUGCUCUUAUCUUGUGAGUUCGAUAAAUAUGUGACCGAUUCGUUUCAAUUACGAAAAAGAUCAAAAGCCAUGCCAUUUAUGAGCAGCUGAAUCAUCAUUAUCAGUAAAAAUAUUUCAAUCCUUGAAACAGUUUUCAACUUUGUUCCUUUCGAAAACCGUAAACAAAAAUUACAGUUGUAAUGAAUUCGGCCACACGAAAAUGUUUCUUUUCGCGAAUACCUACGAAGGAUCAAUUUAAAAUCGAAAUGUAUUGACCUUUUUCUUGAAAUAUAAUUCUGACGAUCAAAGUCACAAAAGCUCGAAGUACAACUUUCAGACUCGCGCCAUUUUUUGAGAGACCUAGUAGUUGAGCUUCUAGGAGUGGCCUAAAGUCAUGCUGGUAAUAAUGAUAAGAAAUUCCUGAUUGGAAGUUCACUUUUUCCAGAACAGUACAUCAAACUUUUGUUAAAGCAACGACCGUGCUUUGAUAUUUUUCUCAAGCCUCUUUCUGGACCCUUUCUCUUCUCAGACACAAAUAAACUGAGAUCAAAAAUUGCAGAUUCGCCGGCCGUUCGGCGGUUCUGCGGAGGACGAAGGCAUGAUGUGGUAAGUAGGCUCCGCCCAAAAAUUCUCGUUUUCCUUUUUCUCCUCACGUUUUCGUUUCACUAACCUCUGCACUGUUCCCUCUUCUUGCGCCAUUCAUGGGCCUCUUUUUUUGGCGUCGUCUUCUGCACCGCUACCGCAAGUUUUCCAGGUGUUUAUUAACCUCCUUAAUGAAUAUGAAGUGCUCUUUGAAAAGUGGUCUUUUUGUUUUUGUUCCAACUGUCUCAAACGAUAAAUUAUUCUUGAUAGGUAUCCGAUUGAUUUGCUGAACGUAUUUAUCACCUAAAAAAGGUCAUCUAUUCCAAUUUUCUUUUCAGAAAAAGAAAAUUCCUGUUUCUUUUCCGGAUCCCUUUUAAACUUUUGUGUUCAUUCCGCUUAAAUUUUGAAAAAAGAAUGUCUAUCUUUUAACGUUCGUCUCUCCUCUUCUUCUUCUCGUCUUUUCUCCCGAGGGUCAAAAUUAAAUGAAAAAGCGAGAAAAAGAAAGUUUAACCUUCUCCAUUCCAUAUAAGUUAUUUACUUUCACAUUUCGAUAUCUCUCUCUUUUUUCCUCAUUUUUCAUCUGAGCCACGAGACCACGUUUAAUGAGGAAUUAUUACGUUAUCCAGUUCUUUUUUUUCUGCGCACUUCAGCUCAAUUUCACGUGGUUUUGCAAUUCGAUUAUGAAGAGAAAGUGGGAAUGCAGGAAACAUCGCGAGAUUUUUUUCUUUUCAAUUUCUCUGUUCUCAUAGAGCAUUUUCGAUUUUAAAUGACUUUUGAGAAUUUAUUUCUGGCGCAUAGAAGGCCAAGGAUAAAAUCAUUGUAGAGUCUAAAAUUUCAAAAAUUUCAGUGAAUACACUACAAAUAGUAAAAUAAUAGAGAGAGUAAAAUCUAUUUUAGUGGGUUCGUGAACGUGGAGCCGGUGCUGUUUCUGACAUCAUGUGCCAUCGGACUUCUGGCGACGAACUCGCAGCUGUUCACGUACUGGGCGAGGUGCAUCCAGAUCGGCAAGCUGGAGAGCGACCUCACCUUCAACGUGACCUACACCUGCGCCCUGCUCGCCGGCACCAACAGCACUCUUCAGGACGACGUCGAACGCGACAUCUCCACCAUGAAGAUCUGGCUUCAGGUCGGAGAACCAAGUUGUAGAUGAUCAUGAAGGCUGGUUUCAGAUCGCCAACAGCUUGCCUACGCUAAUCAUAUCGCCUAUCAUCGGCACUUGGGCUGAUAGGAAAGGUGAGAAAGCCUGGGUUAAAAUCGAAACAUUUAGAAAGCUUUGGAGCAAUAACCUAAAGAAAAAGUACAAGAAUUUUUUAUUAACUGUAAUUUUAACUUUUUCGAACUACGUUUUGAAUAUUUUUCGUCCAAAAAAAAAGUCUCUAGGCCGAAAGCUGCCGCUGUUGUUCUCGCUCUGUGGCUUUUUCUUCUACAGCAUUCUGCAGCUUUGCGCGACGUUGACCUACGAAUCUGUCAACAUCUAUUCCUGGUUCCUAGCUUCAGAACUUCUUCUCGGUAGAUCUCAACCGGUGAAAAAACUACAGACGAUUUUCAGGUUUCUGUGGAGGAUUCGCUACGAUUUUCACGACUGCUCUGACAAUUGUAACAGACGACUGCCGUGGGAAGUUGAGACCUGUGAGUUUUUUUUCCAGCAUAAACCAAAAAGAGUCCCAUAGCGAGUCCUACAGUACCUGUGCUAUUUUUUCAAGUCUGUUCUCAGGGUUCCUCGACAGUGCCUAUGCGGAUAGGAGUGGCCGCAGUUAUUCAAUCGAUAGGAAGUCUUCUUGGUUCACUCAUUAUUUCGCUUCUAGCGGUCCCGGCAGUUCAGAACAUCGAGCGCCACGCACUCAGUUACAUCAAAUCCGCCUUUGUUCGUGAGUUCGGUCAAUAUUUUCAUCUUAAUCGAGGAAAACUUCAGAAGCGGCUCUGUCCCUGAUCGCCAUAAUUUAUGCGAUUUUUUUCGUACGCGAAACGCAUUUCCCGAAACAGGAAGGGUUCCAAUACUCGGAGCUCGAUGGUAACUUUUCUGAUUAUUUUAGGUCAUGGAAGAUGAGAAAAAAAGUGGUUUCAAGAAGAAUUCGGGGUAUUUCAGGUCCGAUGGACGUCAAUUUCGAACCAACCACAAGCCAUGGAACUUCUUUCAUUGGAAAGUUCUUCGGAAUGGUUUCCUCUCUCAUGGAGGUUUCUCAUACAAAAUUAUUACAUUGACUUUAAAAAUCUCUAUCGCAGGUUUUGACAGCUCGACGGCCUGGCUGGUCCAGAUUCUGCCUGAGUUUUUCUCUUCUGCUCAUCUUUGUCGAGUUUUUCUCCAUGGGUCAGUCUGAAGUCUUCCUUUUUUCGCAUUUGAACACUUUUUUCAGAUUCGGCACUUAUAUUAUUGUACUUGAAACGGUUGCCUUUCGCAUGGGACGACAAACUUUUCAGCUACUUUUCCUUGGCCAAAGGGCUUUUAACAGCCCUGGGAAUGAUUUUAUGUGAGUUUCUUUUUAUUUCCCGUUACGUGCGUAGAUAUCUUGAACUGUAUUGCCCAAGGCGAGGGAUAACAUGUUCCUUUGUCAAAUAGUAUCUUGACAGGUCCUCUGGCGUUGACUGCGGUCCACUGGCUUGGAAAAGACUCUCUACUCAUCAUUUUUGCUCUAGCUUCGUCGGCUUUGACUUCGUUUUUCAUGGCUUUCGCGACGACCACACACGAAAUCUUCAUCAGUAUUUCUUGACCUGGUUUUAUGAAACGAAUUGUGGAUAUUCAGCUGUCGGAUUCGCCCUGAUCAUGGGCGGAUUGUCGCCGGCCUACCGUUCUUUUUUGCCGCGAAUGGUAGCGAAAGAAGAGACCGCCAGACUUCUGUGCAGUUAAUCAAUAAAAGGAGACCAAAUCGAAAUUUUGUCAUUCAGUCGUUUCGAUUAUCAUGGCGUUCUGUCCGAUCCUCUCCUCGCUCGUCUUCAACUCCAUUUUCAACGCGACCAUGUCCUGGUGGGCUGGCUUCGCCUUUUUCCUCGGCGGAGUCUUCCAAGCCGCCGUUUUCUUCGGUCAAAUGUUGGUUUUGUUUGGACGUUACUGCUCAGAAAAAGAGGAAAAUAUCAAGUAAAUCUGUAAAUCAAUCCCUUCUAUAGUCUGUGUACCACGGCUUGGAAUUUCACGACAUUCCGCUGUGCCGCUGCGCGCCUUUGCGAACUUUGGUCGCGCUUUAAUUUUUUUUUCUUUUCUUUCAUGUGCACUUUCAUGUGCUCCCACAGCAAAAACAAUAAAUUGAAAGCGUGACUUAGAUUCGAAAGACGCUUCGCGAACGCACACAACGGAACAGCGGAAUGUCGUUCCGUGGAAUUUCAAGUCGUGUCGUGGCACACAGACUGUACAACAAUGCAGCAGAUUUUCUAUUGGAAUCAUAUUUUUAAAAUUUUAUUGCUCGAGUGAGGCUUUUUUCUCGGAAUCAAUCAAUUUUUUUUUAGUUAUAAAUGUAAUUUACUGGGUGGUAAACCUGAACUUUUAAAUUGUGAACUAUUUCGAUACGUCUUCUGUAUCAGCGCUGUGUUCCUCAAAAUAAUUGCUUCUUAAUGAGAAUAAAAUGAGCGAUCGAAGUUGGAACUCAGUUUCCGAGAGGUUGAUAUUGUUGAUUCGCAGUGGCGUGCACAUUCUGAUGCGCCCUCAAUGGGAGCUGGACAAGCAACUCGACGACCGACGUCACAACCAAUCGAUGGUCGGAGAAGGCGAGUAUUAUCCAAAUCGCCCUGGUAUUUCUUUUACGUCUUCUUCGAUCUCGAAUUGAACCAUUUCGCAGAAGAUGAAGAAAGGAGCGUUUCAAAUACCGCCGUUUCCGACGUCAACUCAACGGGCCGCGUCGAACUUCUGUGA
This is a messenger RNA of Caenorhabditis auriculariae, 5193 nucleotides long. The record is from the annotation of a GenBank genome assembly. Lineage: Eukaryota; Metazoa; Nematoda; Chromadorea; Rhabditida; Rhabditidae.